AUGCCUUCCAUAUGGGAAAAGACGAAAGGCACCUCCAAAAAGGGAUUCGACAAGGCAUGGCAUCAACUCGAUAAGCUAGGUGAUCCGGUAAACCGGUUGUCCUAUCGGGUGGGAGCCGAGGCCUUCUGGCCCAUGACUCUCGACAAAGAAAGCGACAAAGCUGCCCGCAUUCUACGCAGCUUCUGCAAGGAUGGAUUCUAUGCCGAGGAGGAUGUCAGGCGCCAGAGCACGGAUAGCGCCGCAAGCAAAAGGACCAGUAAACUCGAUCGACCGAAAGGCAAACAGCGCGUGAUCAAGAAGAUUCCCACUCAGGUCAUCCAGCGCGCAAAAGGUCUCGCAAUCUUCACGACCAUGCGCACUGGCUUAUGGCUCAGCGGCUCCGGCGGCAGUGGCGUGCUUCUGGCUCGAAUCCCCGAAACGGGCGAAUGGAGUCCGCCCUCCGGUAUCAUGUUGCAUACGGCGGGUGUCGGCUUUCUGGCUGGUGUUGACAUCUACGACUGCGUGGUCGUUAUCAAUACCUACGAAGCGUUGGAGGCUUUUAAGAAGGUGCGCUGCACACUGGGAGGAGAAGUGAGCGCAGCGGCCGGACCGGUAGGCAUGGGUGGCGUCCUCGAGUCGGAGGUUCAUAAACGUCAGGCUCCCAUAUGGACUUACAUGAAGAGUCGCGGACUCUAUGCAGGUGUACAAGUGGAUGGAACCAUCAUCAUAGAGCGGACCGAUGAGAACGAGAGAUUCUUCGGCGAGCGAAUAUCAGUGACGGACAUCCUUGCAGGCAAGGCGAAACACCAGCCUGCUUCCAUCAAAACUCUCAUCCAGACGAUCAAGGCCGCUCAAGGUGACACCGACGUGGACGAAAGUCUGGUCCCUCCCCCUGGAGAAACGCCCGGAGACGCAGAGCUCACGCCGGCGGAUCAUACCUUCGGUAUCCCAGCUGCAGAUGAUCCCGAUCCGUUCGGCGUCAAAGCCCUAGAAGCGGAGGGACUCUUCAUCCGCGAAGCCGGCACGAGGACGCGGCCUAGUGUCGAAGCCUUUGACUUCAAGCCCAGCCCCAGCAGUCCCGUCUUUGCUACCUUCCGACGCAGCGUCGACAGCUCGCCUCGCAAUAGCUGGCGAGCCAGCGUGCAGAGCUAUGCCAGCAUGGAUCGUGGCACCCAGACAGACGUCGCUCCGCCCACCGCACCUACCUCUGUCAGCCGUGCAUCGUCCCGGAGUAACCGCGAUUUUGCAGACCGUCUCGAGUCCACCCCGUGGGAGACAGAGGAGAACGGCUGGGACACGGUCAUCCCCGAGCAGAGGAAAGAGCAAAAUCUCCAUCACCACGACAGGGACAUCCACGAGGAUGAUGACAAGGAUCUCCUAGAUGACGACGAUUUCGAGGUUCAUGAGGUCAGCAGUGCCACCAUCACCAAGCGUGACAGCGCCGCCUCCUCCUCGCCGGUGUCGAUGGAAGAUCCCACGGUGCCCGCCGAACUUCGAGGCCAGUCUCCCACCUUCACCCGCGCCCGACUCGUAACGAUUCCCAAGCGCGCUCCUCCUGCUCUUCCCCCACGAAACCCUCAACGAGCUCCCGUCUCUCUCUCGACGCCAAACUCACCCACCUCCGUCCCUUCGUCUCCCGAUGGCCGACGCUCCGUGGCGUCCACCUCCGGACUGGCAUCGGUCGACGAGCUCACAGAGCUCCCUCUGCAUCCAAACAACGAUACCUCCAGCCUCUCGUCGAAGCGGUCCGACACCUCGGGACGGUUCCGUCGCGCCCCGCCCGAACGAGACGACUUCCACUCCAUAUCCAGUGCCUCUUCAUCCGACCAUGCCUCCGACACCGAGAUCAGCACCAACAAGGACGCCUCCAUUUCCGACGUCGCCUCGUCGAAAACCGAUCAUCCCAUCGAGGUUCACUCCAACGAGGACACGCCCCCGGAGUCCACCAAGACCGCCACGGAUAAUCCUGAGACUAUUACUACUCCUGCAGCUACCACCUCCGUCCAUCCUCCUCAAGCUGAAUAA
Aspergillus affinis is the source of this 2004-nucleotide messenger RNA. Its product is annotated as lipid-binding SYLF domain-containing protein. The coding region runs from base 1 to 2004 and encodes 667 amino acids. The transcript has a single exon. Gene Ontology annotation, molecular function: phosphatidylinositol binding. Lineage: Eukaryota; Fungi; Ascomycota; Eurotiomycetes; Eurotiales; Aspergillaceae. The record is from RefSeq and is a predicted model, not a curated record.